Messenger RNA from Aphanomyces invadans, 1823 nucleotides. RefSeq lists its product as hypothetical. Gene Ontology annotation, cellular component: 90S preribosome; small-subunit processome; nucleolus. The record is from RefSeq and is a predicted model, not a curated record. The coding region runs from base 27 to 1679 and encodes 550 amino acids. Gene Ontology annotation, biological process: maturation of SSU-rRNA from tricistronic rRNA transcript (SSU-rRNA, 5.8S rRNA, LSU-rRNA). The transcript has 7 exons. Gene Ontology annotation, molecular function: protein binding. Lineage: Eukaryota; Oomycota; Saprolegniomycetes; Saprolegniales; Verrucalvaceae.
AUCGGUGGUUCAAGCAGAUAUUGGCCAUGAGCGACCACAGCGACACGGAGCAGGCUGAAGAAAUCCACGUCGACGAGCGCCGUGCACCCAAGCGCUUGGGUGAAGACUCGAGAGAUGGAGGCAGAAAGGGUACCAAGAAACAAAAGACCAAGAACGUCGGCAAGUACCUUCGUCCAGCGCCAGAAGGACAAGUCAUUCGGACCACCAAGGACAAAAAGCUAAAAGGGGAAUUGGCGCGUCACAACAAAAAGUUCCAGGAAGCCGCAGUGUCAGCCGCCAAGGCGGAAAUCCUCCUCCCUGAGGAAGCCGGUGUCUUGACAGCGGAAGGUUUAGAAAAGACGUAUAGGUUCACACAGCAGCAGCUGGCAGAGCACGUCGAUCGGAACACAGUGCAGAAGAUGUUUCACUUGGACUUGCCCACGUUUGGGCCGUACAACAUCGAUUACACCAAGAACGGUCGAAAUCUCAUCUUGGGUGGUCAAAAGGGCCAUUUGGCCGUCUUCGAUACGCUGCGCAUGAAUCUCAGCUGCGAAUUCCAUGUGAAGGAAUCGGUGCGCGACGUCAAGUUCCUCCACAACAACUCGUUAUUUGCAGUUGCGCAAAAGAAAUAUGUCUACAUUUACGACAACACGGGCGCCGAAGCGCACUGCAUUCGCACAAUGGCCGACCCGAAGCGCAUGGCGUUCUUGCCCUACCAUUUUUUGCUCUCGUGUGUCAGCGGCAACGGCCUCUUGAGCUACAAUGACAUCACGACGGGGACUCAAAUCUCGACACACAAGACAAAGCUCGGCGUCUGCGACACAAUGGCCUUGAACCCAUGGAAUGCAGUGGUGAACCUUGGUCAUGCUAAUGGACUUGUGACAUUGUGGACACCCAACAUGCCCGAUCCAGUCAUCAAGAUGCAGUGCCACCAAGGCCCCAUUCGAGGCAUGGCGGUGCACAUGGAUGGCAAGUACUUGGCAACCACCGGCAGCGAUCGCAAACUCAAGAUUUUUGAUCUGCGCACGUACAAGGAACUUCAUCAGUACUACUUGAGCUCGGGUGCGACGACCGUAGACAUCAGUCAUCGCGGCAUGGUGGCUGUUGGCUUUGGCCCGACGGUGGAAGUGUGGAAAGAUGCGUUGACAACGAAGGCGUCGAGUCCAUACAUGAUCCACCGCAUGCCGGGGACUCAAGCCACGAGCGUCCGCUUUCGCCCGUUUGAGGAUGUGCUCAGCAUCGGUCACGCCCUCGGUUUUGCCAACAUCGUCGUGCCAGGCGCGGGGGAGGCCAACUUCGAUUCUUUCGAAGCGAACCCAUUCGAAACCCUCAAGCAGCGCCGCGAAACGGAGGUCAAGUCGCUGUUGGAAAAGUUGCGUCCGGAAAUGAUUACUCUCAACCCGAUGGUGAUCGGCCGCGUCGACAUGAACGCGAACGACGAGUACGAAGAGAAGGUUGCGACGCAGUACAAAGCCAACAACGAAGGCCGCGAGAAGCCCAAGAAAAAGAUGCGCGGAAAGAACCGACCAUCGCGCCGAUUGCGGAAAAAACAGCAGAACGUUGUCGAUAUCGAAAAGCAAAAGUACAGGGACAUGCUCGAGAGCAAGGCCAAAGACGACGCGCGGGCCAAGCAGGCGGCCGAGUGGAAACAAAAGAUGGACUCAGUCCCGACCGCGCUCAACCGGUUCUACAAAAAGUAAACAGCGAUUCCAUGUAUAAACAUUGUCUCAAGUUCACGCUGCACGCGCAUGCAAGUCGCACUAUGCCCCUGCGAGGCAUGGCCUCAUGAGCAGCACUUGUGAAGUUAGAUUUGCUUAUAAUGCAGUUGUCGAGAUUUGAAGAGA